Molecule: messenger RNA, 4124 nt
Organism: Gryllus bimaculatus (two-spotted cricket)
Lineage: Eukaryota; Metazoa; Arthropoda; Insecta; Orthoptera; Gryllidae
Source: the annotation of a GenBank genome assembly
CUGGCUCACUAGAGGUGUGCGUAAAAUUUAGAAUGUAGUAUCUGGUACACUUGUUAGAGGGCAGUAUAGUUGAAGUCUUUUGAAGAUCAGCUGAGCACAUCAUGUGAAUAACGCGAAUAAAUGUGGAUAAGAGGGGAGGAAUUGGGAGGUUGAUUCAACAGGUUGUAACCCUUCACGGAAUAUGUUGAACAGCGAAGUUAUUGGAAGAGAUGUUAUUGGCUUCGUAUUGUUCUGUAUAUGACGGAGAUUAUAGUUUUUGUUUACAUUAAGAUAUGCUGUUAAAUAGAUACUGUCAUGCAGCAGAUCCGGCCGAACGUCAUAUCUCUGUUUUCGAGUGCUCCUCCUGAGCUAGGAAAGAGAAGUCACCAGUCACCACCAGCUUGGUAGAUUGGUGGUGGGCGUGGAACAAAAGACAUGUUAACUGAUGUUAACUGCUAUGUACACCGAUGGCCGUGUUCAAUGUGAAGUGCAAUAUCAGUGUAUGGGGUUAGUUUAGAAUUCUUCCGAUAAAAUCUUUUCAAUGCCGGCCAAGGAACUGUGGUUUUAACAAGUGCUGUGAAAGAUACUGCUUAUUAUUUUUUGGGCGAGAUUAAGGAGUAUCUUUUGACGUGACGUAUUGAUUUUGUGAGGUUAUGUUUACAACAUUCGUAAUGUUUUAAUUGUAAUAUGUAAAAAUGAUAUCUGUUUUGGGAACUUAUAAAGUGUUCUAGGUGUGUCUUUCAUACAACAGUUUCAUUGAAUGUGUUGGUAGUGGUUGUUAUUGCAAUGGAUAGGGGUGAAGCAAAUGAUUCUCCUUCUGUAGAAGAACAAGAAGCAACAAAAGCCAAACAGUCUCCUGUAAAAGUGCUUCCUUUAAAGAAUAUCAGUGGGCAGAGCGUGAAGGCAGAGCUCCUGGCGGCGGCAGGGGACACCGAGGCGGAGUCAAGCGACGCGGAGGGCUUCCCAAAAUGCCACCUGCACGUGAAAGGGAUGACAUGUGCUUCUUGUGUAGCAGCGAUCGAAAAGCACUGCAAAAAACUCUAUGGUGUUCAGAGUGUCCUCGUAGCUCUUCUGGCUGCGAAGGCGGAGGUAAAGUACGAUCCUUCAGCCAUCCAGCCUGGGGACAUCGCAGCUUCCAUCUCUGACCUUGGCUUUCCCGCGGAGGUGAUUCAGGAGCCGGGGACAGGAGAAGGGGAGGUGGAGCUGAAGAUCCAGGGAAUGACAUGCUCAUCAUGUGUCAGCAAGAUCGAAUCGACUGUGAGCAAAAUGAAAGGAGUGAAGUCUGCGUCUGUGGCUCUGACAACUCAGAGAGGUCGUUUUCGUUAUGAUGCUGAACUUACUGGCCCACGGGACAUUGCGGAGGCCAUAGUUGAUUUGGGUUUCUCUGCCUCGCCUAUUACAAAUAAGGACAAAGAUGGGCGAGGUUAUUUGGACCACAGGGAAGACAUUGCCAAGUGGCGGACUGCGUUUUUGAUCUCCUUGAUCUUUGGGUUGCCCUGUAUGGUGACCAUGAUGUACUUCAUGAUGCACAUGUCCUUGGGGAGCAUGUCACAUGAAGACAUGUGCUGCAUCAUUCCAGGCCUCUCGUGGGAAAAUCUCAUCCUUUUUGUCUUCUCAACACCAGUACAGUUUUUUGGUGGAUGGCAUUUUUAUGUGCAAGCUUGGAAAGCUUUGCAACAUCAUUCAACAAAUAUGGAUGUACUCAUCACGAUGACAACAACCAUAUCAUAUGUGUACUCUGUAGCUGUGUUGAUUGCUGCAAUGGCUUUGCAACAAACAACAAGCCCCCAAACCUUCUUUGAUACUCCUCCAAUGCUACUGUUAUUUAUUUCAUUGGGCCGUUGGUUGGAGCACAUUGCCAAGGGGAAGACAUCAGAAGCACUUUCAAAGUUACUUUCUUUAAAACCUACUGAAGCUCUGUUAGUUAAAAUUGGAGAAGAUAUGGAAAUACUAAAUGAACGUCAAAUUUCUGUUGAUUUAGUACAACGAGGAGAUGUUUUGAAGGUAUUGCCAGGGGCCAAAGUACCUGUUGAUGGCAAGAUUAUUUUUGGUCAUUCAACAUGUGAUGAAUCUUUAAUUACUGGAGAAUCCAUGCCAGUGCCCAAAAAGAAAGGAUCUGUUGUUAUUGGAGGAUCUAUUAAUCAGAACGGGAUGCUUCUACUUAUUGCCACCCAUACAGGAGAGGCCACCACUCUAGCACAAAUCGUGCGACUCGUUGAGGAGGCUCAGACAUCGAAGGCCCCCAUCCAACAACUGGCUGACAAAAUUGCUGGUUACUUUGUUCCUUUUGUUGUUGUGGUGUCAACGAUUACUCUUUUGGGGUGGACUAUUGUUGGCUUCGUUGAUCUUGGAUAUUUGCAUAUCAAAGAAAAAGACAUGGAAGGAUUCAAUCGGGAAGAGAUAAUCUUCCAGUAUGCCUUUCGCUGUGCUCUGAGUGUACUGGCAAUCGCGUGUCCGUGUGCUUUGGGUCUUGCGACGCCGACGGCUGUGAUGGUUGGCACUGGAGUUGGAGCACUGAACGGCAUUUUGAUUAAAGGGGCAGAACCUUUAGAAAAUGCUCAUAAGGUGAAAUCUGUGGUAUUUGACAAGACUGGAACUAUCACUUAUGGAUCUCCAAUGGUUUCCAGAAUUUCAUUGUUUGUAGAUGAACACGUCUGUUCUCUUGACAAACUUUUAGCUUUGUUGGGGACAGCUGAAGCAAAUAGUGAACAUCCCAUUGCAUCAGCAAUUGUUACCUUUGUACGUGAAAUAUUUGGCAGUGAAAUAACUGGAAAGUGCUCCAACUUUGUGGCUGUUCCUGGUUGUGGCCUCAAGUGUAAUAUAUCAAAUAUAGAUGUGCUCCUCUCCCAGGCUCGCAAGUCAGAAGCUCUUGUUAAUUAUCACAAUCAGUACAGGCAUGGCUACAGUGUAAAUGUGAAUGGUGUUAUGAUUGACACCAACUUGAAUCACCAUAGAUCACAAGAGAAACAGGCGAUUACUUUGCAACAACUUCUCAACAUCAAUGCUCCAGCAGAGAAUGUCUGUGAAACAUAUGAGGUGCAUAUUGGUAAUCGUGAAUGGAUUCGACGCACAAUUGGAGAAGUGCCCACUGACAUUGACAGCCACAUGAUAGAUGAGGAGGAACUCGGGCGUAUUUUGGUGGCAUUAGUUAGUGUAGCAGAUAUGGUAAAACCUGAAGCCCACUUGGCAGUGUAUUCUCUGAAAAGAAUGGGCCUUGAAGUAAUUUUAUUGACUGGAGACAAUCGAAAGACUGCUGCAGCGAUUGCAAGACAAGUAGGAAUUCGACAAGUAUUUGCUGAAGUUCUUCCUUCACACAAAGUUGCCAAAAUACAACGAUUGCAAGAGCAAGGCGUUCGUGUGGCGAUGGUAGGAGACGGUGUUAAUGAUUCUCCUGCUCUUGCGCAAGCAGACAUUGGGAUUGCUAUUUCUUCUGGCACUGAUGUUGCAGUUGAAGCUGCUGAUGUUGUGCUUAUGAGGAAUGAUCUCCUUGAUGUUAUUGGCUGUUUUGACUUAUCUCGAAAAACUGUAAGACGUAUUCGCCUCAAUUUCCUCUUCGCCAGCAUGUACAAUUUGGUUGGGAUUCCAGUUGCUGCUGGUAUCUUCAGCCACUUUGGCUUCAUCCUUCAGCCAUGGAUGGCUUCUGCUGCAAUGGCUGCCAGUUCUGUCUCUGUUGUUGGAUCAUCACUUCUCCUGAAGAUGUACCGAAAGCCUACAAAGGAGAGCCUACAGACUGCAGAAUAUACAACUGCUGCAACUGCUCAUAAUGUUGCGUUACAAGAACUAGAUUCAGUUUCCAUUCAUCGAGGCCUUGAUGACAUCGAACGCCCCAUCUUCUCUCGAUCUACCAGCUCAACUCUUUCCAGGCUCUUCGGACGCAAUAAGCAAGAUGUUGAAGGUCGUCUGCUGGGUCCUGAUGAUGGUGAUGAUGCAGAUUUGUCAGUAUCGUUCAGCAACUACAGUGAUUCUAAGAAACGUGAACAUUUGCAAAUGACACCUCUGUGAUCUUUUGGGGACUUUUUAUUGCUUUACCACAAGUAUUUGGCAUGGUAACUUCGGUAUUUCCUCAAAAAUUGUCUUCGUGCUCUAUACUUAUAUAAAUAUAUACAUUUUAUAUUAAAUUAAUAUUUUUAUUGAAUUGUUCUCUC